AUGAGCGACUGGGAAAACGACGACGAGCCGCAACAGCCGGUUGCCCCGCCCAAGCUCUCGGCUGCUGGUCGAAAGAAGUUCGACGACGAAGACGUUGAAGACGAAGUUAAGGACGACUGGGAAGAAGAGGAUUCGGAGCCCGAAGCAGCUAAGACACCCGUUGUUCUGCCACCACGUAAGAAAAAAAGUGUCAAGCAGAAGAUUGCCGAAAAGGAGGAAGAAGAACGAUUGCGACGCGAGCAGGGCCUGGACACGGACGAGGAGGAGGAGGAAGAAGAAGAUUGGGAUGCCGAUCCGAUAGCCAAACGUCGUAUGGAACGAGAGGCUCAGCUGAAGAGCGAUGUUGAGAACGCUGCUAACCUUCUUGGUACUGCCAAGCUGUCGGACGAUGAACUCUCAUCACUGAAGACAGCGAACCCAUCAUCGAAAGAAGAUUGGGAAAAGCUUUCCACUUCGAUUUUCACUGAACUCAUCAAGAAGCAUGCGAGCAAACCGGGAUUCGAAAAGCACUUUGUGCCGCACUUUUACAAAACCCUCGCAUCCACUAUGCGCGAUGUCGACAUUCGCAAGGCAUCGACCAUGCUCAAGACGUACGCCGAGGAGAAGGUGAAAGCCGAAAAGGAAGCCAAGAAAGCGGGUGGUCAGAAGACCAAACUUGCAGCCGCCAAGCCCAAGAUGGUGGGAACGAGCAGCGCCAAAAAUGUCAUCGACACCAACGUAUAUGGCGAUGAAGCGCUGGAUGACGACUUGGACUUCAUGUAA
Mycosarcoma maydis (corn smut) is the source of this 762-nucleotide messenger RNA. RefSeq lists its product as uncharacterized. The record is from RefSeq and is a predicted model, not a curated record. Gene Ontology annotation, molecular function: translation initiation factor activity. Bases 1 to 762 code for a protein of 253 amino acids. NCBI's taxonomy places the organism in Eukaryota, Fungi, Basidiomycota, Ustilaginomycetes, Ustilaginales. The transcript is spliced from 4 exons. Gene Ontology annotation, cellular component: eukaryotic translation initiation factor 3 complex; cytoplasm.